CAGGCUGAGAGCUACAGACUGUGCUGACAGAUUCUUUUUCAGGGAGAGAUGCAUCAUGUUUUUUCUUUAUUGAAGCUCCAAAUCCUCUUCUCUUUCUACGGUACCCAUCAAGUAUGUUCUGGAUCUAUGUAGGAGGGAUCUCCAUACUGCAAAUCCUUGCAGAAUGCCCAAACCGAAGCUGCCAAUUCGCUCUCUUUGGGGAACAGUCAUCUGCUUUUUUCUUGGUGCCGUAAGUAACGCAGUGGAGAAUCCUCCUCAUCAAAUGAACGGCAUACGAGGGCAGUCAGCCUCGUUCCUCAUACAAAUUCCCCCCACAAAAGUGGCGAAUGAAGUCGAGUGGAACUUUCAGUCCAAAAGCGGCAAGACACUCCUGAUCGCGGCAUGGACGGAUGGACAAUGGGAGCGCCCCAAUCCCAGCGACAGGUUUGGGCAGCGGUUGGAAAUGGCUGCUGAGAACUCCUUGAGGAUCAAAGGCCUGGAGAUGGAGGACAGUGGAGUAUACAAGGGUUAUGUGACGCUUCAUACAGGCGAGAUUCCAGAGUACAUGUUUAACCUUACUGUGUACGAGCCAGUACCAACACCAAAGAUACUCCACUACCUAAACUCCAGUUCUUCAGACGGAUGCAAUGUGACUCUGCGGUGUGAGGCACCUGGAAAGGGGGAGUUUAACACCUCCUGGAAAAGAGGGAACCUUCUAAGAGACUUAGAAGAAAGUUCGGACGAGUUUCAUCUCUCUAAUAAUGGCACAAGUCUCGCGUUGUUCUGGCACCUCACCUUGUUGGAACCCAACUUCACCUGCCUGGUCAGCAAUCCUGCUGAUCACAAGAGCGCCUCCGUCAACUUGCUUGGCAUCUGCCCAAAUAGAGGUGAAAGUCAAGCCAGAAGACUGUGGAUCUUUGCCAUCAUUCAUGUAUUCUUCUCGCCCUGGUUGCGGGUUUGGUGACCUGGAAGAAGUGCAAGAAAAGAAGGUGAACGUAAUCUCACCCAUGUAGGAAACUUCUGUUACUCUUUAGCUCCAGUUGCCACCGUUCCUCUGCUUGUCCAUCCUUAGAUGGAGGCGUUGGGGAUGGAAGGGGGAUUGUCCUACUUGGCCUAAUCAAUGGAUUCCCAUUUUGGCAUCUGUAUCUGAAAUGACCAUGGAUGUUCAAGUUAGGUCUUAUAUUUUAAU
This is a messenger RNA of Elgaria multicarinata webbii, 1168 nucleotides long. Its product is annotated as SLAM family member 6-like. Lineage: Eukaryota; Metazoa; Chordata; Lepidosauria; Squamata; Anguidae. The transcript has 4 exons. The coding region runs from base 164 to 943 and encodes 259 amino acids. The record is from RefSeq and is a predicted model, not a curated record.